Molecule: messenger RNA, 2841 nt
Organism: Endocarpon pusillum Z07020
Lineage: Eukaryota; Fungi; Ascomycota; Eurotiomycetes; Verrucariales; Verrucariaceae
Exons: 3
Coding region: 1-2841 (946 amino acids)
Biological process (GO): protein O-linked glycosylation via mannose
Cellular component (GO): membrane; endoplasmic reticulum
Molecular function (GO): dolichyl-phosphate-mannose-protein mannosyltransferase activity
Source: RefSeq, a predicted model, not a curated record
AUGGCGUCUGUAAAGCAGCUCAAAACCAUACCCAUAGAAAAGUCGCCAUCAGGCACAUCAGCAACGGAUCGAUCCGAAAGCAUCACUCCCGGAAAGAAUACAAAGCGGAAAGACUAUGGCUCAGAGGGUGUCACAGACAAUGACAUUUUCCUUCUUCCUAGCUCGGAUUUUCAGCUGUUGGGAGUCUUGACCGCAAUUGCGACAGUGGUUCGACUGUUUCGUAUCUAUCAGCCCAGCAGCGUGGUGUUUGAUGAGGUUCACUUUGGUGGAUUUGCCUCUAAAUAUAUCAAGGGACGUUUCUUCAUGGAUGUCCACCCUCCUCUGGCAAAACUGCUCAUUACGCUUGCUGGCUGGCUAGCCGGAUAUGAUGGCGACUUUGACUUCAAAGAUAUUGGCAAAGACUAUCUAGAACCCGGGGUGCCUUAUGUCGCCAUGCGAAUGCUGCCAGCGGUGCUGGGUAUUGCCACCAUCCCUACAAUGUUUCUGACGCUUAAGGCUUUGGGGUGUAGAACCAUGACAGCUGCUAUGGGAGCUUCAUUGUUGAUCUUUGAGAACGCCCUUGUCACGCAAUCUCGUCUUAUCCUGCUAGACUCGCCGUUGAUCUUUUGUACCGCUUUUACGGCUUUGGCGUUCACAUGCUUCACCAAUCAACAUGAAUUAGGCCCUUCACGAGCGUUCGAUGCCACAUGGUGGUUCUGGUUAGUACUUACAGGCCUGGGACUUGGAGCGACUGUCAGCGUCAAAUGGGUGGGGCUUUUCACGAUCGCCUGGGUGGGAAGUCUGACGAUCCUUCAGUUGUGGGUUCUUCUAGGCGACACGACCACAGUCACACCGCGGAAAUGGUUCAAGCACUUUUUUGCCCGAGUCUUCUGCUUGAUUAUUAUCCCGAUUGCUGUCUAUGUUGGUUUGUUUGCUAUUCACUUCAUUUGCUUGGUCAACCCAGGGGACGGGGAUGGCUUUAUGUCUUCUGAGUUUCAGGCAACACUCAACUCCAAAGGCAUGCAGGAUGUUCCUGCCGACGUGGCUUUUGGUAGUGAGAUCAGCAUUCGACACCACAAUACUCAAGGCGGCUACCUCCAUUCCCAUGCUCACAUGUAUCCAGGGGGGAGCAACCAGCAACAAAUCACGCUUUAUCCUCACAAAGACGAGAACAAUGUCUGGAUCGUGGAAAAUACGACGCAGCCACUCACUGCUGAUAAUGUUACAAUCCCUGGGCCCAGGGCAUGGAGCAAUAUAUCCACUACAUAUGUCAAAGAUGGCGACACUAUCAAACUCUAUCACAUAACUACUGACCGACGUCUACACUCUCAUGAUGUUCGUCCACCUGUCACGGAGGCUGACUGGCAGAACGAAGUCUCGGCAUAUGGUUAUGAGGGAUUUGAGGGCGAUGCAAACGACUACUUUCGCGUUGAGAUAGUCAAGUCGAUGUCAGAUGGUGCGGAAGCCAAGACAAGGCUGAGGACGAUUCAGACCAAAUUCAAGCUUGUUCACGUCAUGACUGGCUGCGUCUUAUUCUCUCACAAGGUCAAAUUGCCGGACUGGGGUUUUGAGCAGCAAGAGGUCACUUGCGCCAAGGGCGGUACGCUUCCCAACAGUGUUUGGUAUGUUGAGCAGAAUUUCCAUCCCAUGUUAGGCCCAGAAGCAGAAAAGGUCAACUACCGCAACCCCGGCUUCUUAGGCAAAUUCUGGGAGCUGCAACGGGUUAUGUGGACGACUAAUGCUGGCCUCGUCGAAUCUCAUGCGUGGGACUCUCGCCCCCCUUCUUGGCCUGUCCUGAGCCGUGGCAUCAACUUUUGGGGCAAAGACCACCGCCAAAUCUACCUACUUGGUAAUCCUGCCAUUUGGUAUCCGUCUACCAUAGCGAUUGCGGUCUACGUUGUCUUCAAAGGCCUAUCGGUCUUGCGCUGGCAGCGUGGAUUCCAGGAUUACAACAAUGUCAACUUCAAACGAUUCGACUAUGAGCUGGGCACCACGGUUUUGGGUUGGGCAUUUCAUUAUUUCCCAUUCUAUCUGAUGGCUAGGCAGUUAUUCCUGCAUCAUUACCUUCCAGCUCUCUAUUUCGCCAUCAUGGCUCUUUGUCAGAUCUAUGAUUUUGGAGCUAAUAGGAUUGCGACCCUUGGCUUGAAGAAUCGGCCAGAGAUUAGUGGAGCGUUCAUUGCUCUAUUCCUAGCUUUCGCCAUCGGAACCUUCACAUUGUACGCACCUCUAACAUAUGGCAAUGCCUGGACACAGGACGCUUGUAGAGCUGUCAAGCUCUUCGAUACAUGGGAUUUUGACUGCAAUACGUUCUACACAGAUUAUUCUCAGUACUCGCUACAAGCGCCUCAGGCGAGUGGCAAAGCAACUGAACCCCCUUCGUUGCCGCCACAAGGCGGGAUGCCGAAAGCUGCAGGCGGCGCUGAUUCUGCUGGCAAAAAUGAUGAUAGGGUUACGCCACAACCCGCUGGAGCAGUGUCAGAAGGACAACUUGUUCUUGGCCGAGAAGAGAAUGUGGAGUAUCGAGAUCAGGACGGCAAUCUGCUGGACGCAGCGGAGGUCUCUUCCCUCGCCGAGGAAGGGAAGGUCACUUUCAAGACUAAAUACGAGACGAGAACAAGAUUGGUGGACACUGACGGGAAUGAGAUCCCUGAUUCGCGUGGUGUUGCACCAAAGCAUCCAGAUGUUGAAGGACAAAAUCCUGACACCAAAGGAAUCCCAGAAACUCAAGGGAAGAGUCAGCCUGCUGAUGCGAAGAUCAACUACAUUGGGUCGGAAAAUAGGGAACAGGAUGGGAAGCCUAAGCCUGGUAGCGAGGCCAAUGAGGCUACUGGGAGAAGCAAUUUUUCAAGCGUUCGAGCAUGA